CAGCAGCAGGUCUGUCAAAUCACAAACGAGGGUGACGCAAAGGCGGAGGACUUACAUAAAAAUCCUCCUUGGACUUUUGUUUUUAGCGUCUGAAAGUCACGGUAUUUGCAGUAAAUCGGUGUGGAAAUACUUCAACUUGUGGAUUAUGAAAAGUUGUGAUAGUUAUCCAACGUCUUGGUGACGUUUGGAGCAACUAAAGUGCGUCUUUUUUUCCAGCUCAGAGACGCAACAAGAGGACUACAACGUUGAGGGGAUCAUUUUUAUACAGUAUUUUGCUGUUUUUUUUCUCGAGGGAUGUGAGUCUACCGACGUGUACAUAAAUAACCGGGAUAAAAGCCACUUUUCUUUUUCUUUUCCUCCACUUUGUGUGAAGUCACCAUGCUGGCCAACACUGCUCUUUACGCGGCGAAGAAACGGAAGAAGCCGGUCCAGAAAAUACCCAAACCACCACCUCCCGAUGGCAUCAAGUCCAACCCGUCCAAACGCCACCGCGACCGGCUCAACGGCGAGCUGGACAAGCUCACCAGCCUGCUGCCCUUCACCGAGGAGGUCAGGGCUCGGCUGGACAAGCUGUCGGUGCUCCGCCUCAGCGUCGGGUACCUGAAGGUCAAGAGCUUCUUCAACGCCAGCAUGAAGAAAGGCCACAACGGCUCCAGCUGGACCAGCGAGCGGAGCCUCGUGUUCGGAGGAAACGUCCAGAACGCACUGACGCCGUCCUCUACGACCUCCGCCUCCUCGUCCUCCGUGGCCUCCGCCACCCCGGUGACCUCCAUCGACGGAGUCAGCUUCACUGAAGGAGACCUGCUGCUUCAGGCGCUGAACGGCUUUGUGCUGGUGGUGACGGCUGAAGGCUACGUCUUCUACACAUCCCCCACCAUCACGGACUUCCUUGGCUUCCACCAGUCGGAUAUCGUCCAUCAGAGCGUGUUUGAGUUGAUCCACACAGACGACCGAGCUAUUUUCAGACGGCAGCUUCACUUCGCUCUCAACCCGAAUACCAACCAGCAAGACGGCACCGCAGCGAGUCCCAGUGAGCAGAGCUCGGCGGAGGUCAGCAGCAACGUGAUGACCUACGACCCGCAGGCCAUCCCUCCAGAGAACUCCUCCUUCCUGGAGAGAAACUUCUGCUGCCGCUUCCGCUGCCUGCUCGACAACUCCUCCGGCUUCCUGGCCCUGAACUUCCGUGGCCGCCUGAAGUUCCUCCACGGUCAGAACCGGUUGUCGGAGGACGGGACGCUGGUUCCCCCGCAGCUCGCUCUGUUCUGCAUCGGCACGCAGAUGCAGCCGCCGUCCAUCCUGGAGAUCCGCACCAAGACGCUCAUCUUCCAGACCAAACACAAGCUGGACUUCACUCCCAUGGGCAUCGACACCAGAGGGAAGGUGGUUCUGGGUUACAAUGAAGUGGAGCUCUGUAUGAAAGGUUCAGGCUACAACUUCAUCCACGCUGCAGACAUGAUGUACUGCGCCGACAACCACAUAAGAAUGAUGAAAACCGGAGAAAGCGGCUUCACCGUCUUCAGGCUUCUGGCCAAAACUGGGAUGUGGGUCUGGGUCCAGGCCAACGCCAGGCUGGUGUUUAAAACAGGGAAACCGGACUUCAUCGUGGCCCGGCAGAGAGCUUUGACAAAUAACGAAGGGGAAGAGCAGCUACGCCUCCGUCGGCUGCAGUUGCCGUUCAACUUUGCCACUGGGGAGGCGUUGCUUUAUGAUGUCACUCCAACCGUCGAAGUCCUCGACCCAUGCUCCGCCCCCGACCAGAGGAAGAUAGACGAGUACACCGUCCCUCGCGAAAGCAUGCUGGGCUGCAUGCUGAGUCAGGACCAGUCUAUCUACUGUGAACACAACAACACCAACUCCCUCAGCUCUCUCAACGAUGCCGCCUUCAAGGACACCCACCCUACAGUCAACAUUCCUGGAGAUAUCUGGGAGCUCACCACACCCAAACCUGUUGUGGGGAGCCUGGUGAAGUCCGAGGCCACAGUUCAGGACAUGAUGGAUACCCUGCAGCAGAUCCUCGGGGAGAGCGACCUCGGCGACACCCUGCAUGUGGGGCCUGAAGAGCUCAAGAGCUGGGAGAGCACCCUGCUGAAGAUGACUAACAACAGCUGCGAGAUGAACGAAGACCUGGACGACAUCCUCAGCAACGACAUCCUGUCGUACGUAGAGGAGCAGCUCCAGUUGGAGGGCGGCCUCAAGCUGCCAGAUCAGCUGGAUGACAUACCAGUCUGCCUUUCCACUUUGGACCUCCCGAACCAGAUUCCUGACCGGGUUGGGGAGCAGAACUUCGGCUGGCCUCUGGAGCCCCAAAACCAGCUGAUACCAAACGGCGGGCAGAUGUUAACCGGACAGCCGACUCCAGGCCUGGGGAUCAUGAAGCUGACCCACAUGGAUCUUCCUCAGUUGAGUUCCGGUUUAAACGGUCCAACCCUUCAGCAGAUCGCCUCACUGCAAACGCUCCCCACUUCUGUUGGUCUUCAACUGGGAACCACAGGCAACACUGGUGCUCCGGUUACCUUCAACCCCCCCAUGGCGGCUCAGACGCAGAACCAACUGAGAUCCUUGCAGGUCGCUGCCAAGGACAACAACCGCGGAGCAUUCUCGCUCAGGCAAACUUCAACCAAUCAGAUUCACCCCAACCAAAUGGCUCAACCAAUGCAGAACCACCUUCAGAUGAGGACGCCCAGCCUACCAAUCGGCCUCCAGGACCAAAGCGCAAAAAGACAGUUAACUCCCGUGUUCAACUUUCAGGGAAACCAGUGGAACGCCUCCGUCCCCAACUCAAACCAAGCCAACAACUUUGUAGAAACGUACACCCAGAAUAUUUCAAACCAACCCGGUUUUACUGCAGAUCCUUCCUCGUCGAGCUGCUUACAGGGACACUUUGCACUUAAUACACAGAACAAUGACAAUCAGAGACAGCCUUGGCCGCCGGAGCAGCAGCUCAUCUCAAGUGGACACCAACAAAUGGGCGCCUGCCUCAACCAAAUGCCAGGAUAUCAGAGGAAUCCUCUUCCCGAUGUCGUCGCGGCCCAGAACGCUGUCAACGGCAGGCCGAUGUUCAGGACUCCAGAGACUUCAAACGUACCGUUUCCUGUUCAGCAGGUCAUGGAGCCGCCACCUCUUGCACCUUCUAGCAGCUGUAUGUACAGAAAUGCCCCCACCUCUGUGCCUGUAAACGGGGUGCACCUCAGUCAGGUGCCCUCCUGCCAGAGACUGAACCCCGCCAGCAGCCAGAUUCCCUCCAAGCCCUCCUGCUUCUAUCAGGGUCUCCCCGGAGGCGGCUCCGUGCCGGGGAUGACGGCGAUCCCGAAUCCUGAUGAGGCGGCGCUGUCCUGCCAAAUGACGGCUGGUCUCGACCCGGACGGCCUGCUGAUGCAACAACAGCCGUACCUAAACUUCAGUGAGCAGACACAGAUCAACAGCCGUCCAGUCGUGGGGAACGGAGGUUUCCCCUUCUCCUCGCUGCCCAACGGGAACGCAUACUACUCAGAGAACAAAUAGGAAUCAGCCGCUGUGACUUGUGGACGGCAGAGGAUCCCAACUCGGACUGAAACGGCAGUUUUAAACGAAGCAAAAAGACUCCUGUCUAAACAUGAAAGUGGAUCAGACUGAAGAACAGAAAUGUGCCUGAGAAGGACGAGGAGACACAACAGGACGCCUCUCUUUCCUCUUUCUUCUUCUUUUUAGGAAACCGUGAUGAAAGUGUUUGGUUCAGGAUGGCUGAAGAAAAAAAGAAAAUCUGUCUUUGUCAAAGAAGACAGAAGGAAUUCCCUCUUUGGAGCUGGUUAGAUUAUACCAAAACAAGGAUGACCUGAAUCACUGAUUUGUUCUGUGCAAAAUCAGGAUCAAGUUGGAGGAAUUUGAACACGAGAAUGAUGGAUGAAAGUCAUCGUCGCUCAUCGUCAGCUGCUGUGUAUGUAUCGGAGGCGGGAUAGUGAACAAGAUCAACUCCUGAGUCCUCGUCCCUGACGCCUUUUCUCUUGUAAAACCCACACCUACGAGUGUCUUCUUCUGCUCAUUGCAAUGGGCUCCUUACUGCCCUCCUGUGGUCAGAGGCCCUGCUCACACCUGGCAUUAACAUGCAUCUCGUCUCCAACGACCACUUGUGAUCAGAUCUCACUUCCCCACUCUACAGGCAAAUAAACACGUAGUAAACACACGGCUAAUCCAGCAGACGGUGUGACAUAACAUUACAGGGAUGUCUGUAGUAAUGUCAGGUACAUUUUAUUAACAUCUAAAUUAGGGCUGAUAGAGUUAACGCAGAUUGUUUUAACAGUAUGAUAAUAAUGCACUUCCUGUUCUUAGUCUGAUAGUCUGUAGAUUUCACACCUGUACUUAGAGCUGUCCACUUGUGAUGGGAUCACUGAGGACGUGUGUGUUACUACCAGAUGUGCACAGGGCCAGAGAGCAGAAAACACCCACUGCAACCAACCGUUUGUUUGGAUCGUUGGCAGAGGGCAAUCGUCUGUGUGAAUGUGGACAUUAUUCAGUCUGAAAACAUGAACAGCAUGUUUGAUUUGAUGAGCCUGGAGGACGGUGAAGAACUAACAAUAACGUACCGAGUGGAUGUGAGCGUGCUGUGGAGUAGUUAAAGCAGCCGAGCUCAUCGUUUUAAACCACCAAACUCCAUUUAAUCUCCUGGACAGAUUUCUCGGUGCUUAUAAAGAGAAAUAUUUGACCUCCAUUAGUGUUAGAAACCAGAGAAAGGACUUGAAGGACGAGGACUACGUGGGUGGUUCGGUGGACCUCCUCCCGUCUCCCACACAGCGGAUGAGACCUGAAUGAAAGAUAAAUAAUCCUCUGCCGUCUCUGACGCACAAACAAAAAUCUCUUUUCUACUUUGAGCGCUCAAAAGGAUGAAAUAUAUCUACUUUUUGUUGUUGUUGCUGUUUUUGUCCUUUUGAAAACGCGUCUUGAUCACGUUCAUUUCAACUCUUUGCUGUCCCGGUGAGGGAGACUUGCUUUGCAGACAGGGUAUUAAAAAGAAAACGCACGUCAUCAUCCUCCCAACAGAGAUGAGUCAGUGAAAGCAGCUGCUUGUUAGUGCCUCUUUUAUGUAUUUGAAAAGCAUUCAGUCAAAGCUUUUAUCGCUGAGCCACUUCUUCUGAACUCUAAUAUUCCUGUGUUGUUGUUUUCCUGUUGUAGGGAGAAAGAGAAAAUACAGACGGUGCCUUAAACUGACACAACUGUUGACAUUUUAAAACAUUUCCACCGGGAAUAUAUGCAAAAAAAAAAGGUGUAGUGGAAAUUUGAUAUUUGAUACAAACCAAACUCGCCUUUGCCUUAAAGUCACAGAGACCAUUUGUGAGAUUUCUUUGUUUGCCAAAGCAGAGUAAAGAAGAGAAGCUUUAUUACUACAACAAGAGAUGCCUUAACAAACUGAAGAUAGUGUUAGUUCUCUGCAUUUUAUAGAUAUUGGAUCAUAAACUCAUUAUAAUGUAUUAUUUGAAUAUAAAUUAAAUUACUUUUUUUUUUAUAAAUAGGCUCCGACUGAGAGUCGAAGCGAAGCAGACUCACUCACUGCCUUAAGAUUGUCUUUUUAGACCUGAACCUGAACCUAAAGACCAGGAUGUUAAUCAGUCUCUACUGUCCUCCGUCCUCUUCCUCUUUCCUCUUUCUGUCUUUGUGGUUAAUUUAUCGACGUUCUUGCUCGGACCGGGAGUAUCGACGAUCUCCCGGGCAGCGAAAACACAGAAGUAAAACGGUUAAAGGCAGCUAUUGUAUAUUAUAAAUGAGGAAAAGAAAUGGAAAAAAUGAACACUUCACAAGUGCCUUUUAAUUGACCUCUUUUUGAUUGUCUGUUUAUUUUUUUAAAAACAACACAAUCAGCACUUCGAUUGAAAAGAAACAGCACGAGGAAGCCUCAAAGUGCUUCAUCCAGUACUGAGCCAUGAAAUCUACAAAAGUACAAAAGCAGUGAGUUAAAUACCAAAAGAGAGUCAGUGAAGCCAUCUGUAAUGCUUUAUUCUCCAGGAUACCAAAGGGAAAAGACACAUCGGCUGUCUGUGGAUGCUUUCAGGAUUCCUGCACAGACAACAGACCAGAGUGAUUGUAGUUGAGCUUUCACUGAAUGUGAAAAAUGUUUGAUAUUGAAAAAUUGAGAAAUAUGCUGCGUUCAUGUAAGCAGCGUUCACGCCAACACGCCGAAGUCACACUUAAAACUGGGAUACAUUGAUUCCUCUGACUGCUUCUAAAUAAUGCAUCAAAAGGAAAACAAAUAUGGAUAUGGAUUAUAAUAAAAGAAAUGAUCUCUAGUUGCAACCGGCAUGUUUUCACUAUUUCUUGACAUUUUAUAGACAAUUAUUAAUCAAUUAAUGGAAAAAAUAAAUCACAGAACAGCAGCUUUUUAAAAUUAAAUUUGGUUUUCACUGGAUUAUAUAUUAUCUAUAUAGUCUAUGAAUUCUGUAUUAGUGAGACAAAUCUUAAUUAUGACUUUGCAUUGAACACUAGUUACAAGUCUCAAAUCCGUACUACAGUACUUCACUUUGUACACAAUGAUCAUCCUAGUACUCUGUUUUAGUACUGGUUACAAAAACAGGAAGUGACACAUAGUAUAGUUGUUGAAAGGCAUUCUGGGUAAUGUAGUAGGAAAGGAUGCAGGUUGAGUUACAGUUUGUUGUGAUUGCUUUGACUCAAUUUUCAUAACAUAAUGUGCAAAACUCUUAAUUUUAGGCUCCAGAUGUCAUCAAGCGUGCAUCAUAAAAACAUCUACCGUAUCUCAGAUUUAAUCCUGAAGAUAAUUUAGUCGUAUUAACGCCGUCAAACAGAUUCUCAUCAAAGUGAAGUCAUUUUUCUCAGAUUAUAUAAGAAGCAAUGAGAGAAAAUGGUACAUCUACACAGAAGUAGAUGUAAAAUGAUGUUUCCCUUUACAAGCUUGCAGUUUAUUCACCAAAUGUUCUAUAUUACUGUGAUUAAAUCUACAUGAAUUUAGUUUUUAAAGAUAAGAAUGAAGCGCUUCAGUCUGGAUCUUUGCAUAUUAGAGGUCUGUGUAAAUUGAGCCGGAGCAAAACGAAACAGUGCAUUGUAACAAAGACCUGCAGAUUUCUCCCCAUGUUGAUCCCAGUUGAUGUUUUUGAGACACGUUGGAUCACUCGGCGGUGCUUUCAGGUGAUAAAACAGAAUCACUGCGUGCGUCUCGACAGCAGAUUCACCAAAACUAAACCAAAAGUCAUCACAGAUGGAUGCUAUUCAACCGGCUGAAUUAUUCAUAAGACUCAGUACAAAAUGAAGCGCUUGUUCCAGAGGUGUGUGACCUCUUUAAAAUCCUGAGUGCUUUCAAUUCAAUCACCAAGUAUUCAUAUAGAAAUAUCAAAUAUAUCUUGUUGCUUGCUUCUAGAUGAAAUAAAAACGCCUUUGUACUUAUUCUACUUUAAACCCCCAGGAGGCUAAGGCUCCACAUUGCAGUAUCUUUGUGUACCUGUAUAUAAAUAUAUAUAUGUCUUUUUUUUUCAAAUACGUAUUGUCCUAUAUUGUGUAUUUUAAUGUCGUAUUGCCUUAACCUGACUCACGCCUUCAUCAUGUACAUUCUCUGCACAGCAUAUUCAUAUGUUAACCUCUUGUUAUGAUCUUCUUUUUGUAACUUUUCAACAUAUUAUAUCUUGUGGAUUUGCCUUAAAUAUCUUGCCUCUACCAGUGUAUUGAGUGUUUGAGUAAAUCUUUUCAUGCUCACCAUAUUAAAGGUGAUCUGAUCACACAUACAUAUCCUCUGG
Molecule: messenger RNA, 7709 nt
Organism: Sebastes umbrosus (honeycomb rockfish)
Lineage: Eukaryota; Metazoa; Chordata; Actinopteri; Perciformes; Sebastidae
Product: aryl hydrocarbon receptor-like
Exons: 11
Coding region: 379-3501 (1040 amino acids)
Biological process (GO): regulation of transcription by RNA polymerase II
Cellular component (GO): aryl hydrocarbon receptor complex; nucleus
Molecular function (GO): protein dimerization activity; transcription cis-regulatory region binding; nuclear receptor activity
Source: RefSeq, a predicted model, not a curated record